Molecule: messenger RNA, 846 nt
Organism: Trifolium pratense (red clover)
Lineage: Eukaryota; Viridiplantae; Streptophyta; Magnoliopsida; Fabales; Fabaceae
Product: two-component response regulator ARR2-like
Exons: 5
Coding region: 1-846 (281 amino acids)
Biological process (GO): cytokinin-activated signaling pathway; phosphorelay signal transduction system
Molecular function (GO): DNA binding
Source: RefSeq, a predicted model, not a curated record
AUGUCACUUUCUUCUUUUUCUUCUUUUUCUUCUAUACGAGAGUUGUUUUCUCAACAAUUUUCAACCAAGAUUAGGGUUCUUGUGAUUGAUCAUGAUAUCAAUCUUCUCAAUUCUAUUGAGAAAGUAUGCAGUCAAUUCUAUUACACAGUCAGGACAUGCUCCAAUGUUUCGGAUGCUUUGAAUCUUUUGAUGGAAAAAAAGGAUAAUUUUGAUUUGCUACUAAUUGAAGCUAUAAUGCCCAAUGUGAAUUCAUAUGAAUUUUUGCAAUAUGUUAGGCAACAAAUUGAUAUUCCUGUUAUUAUGAUGAGUGCGGAUGACUCAAGAAGUGUUGUGAUGAAGGCUAUUGAAGAUGGAGCGUGUGAUUAUUGGAUCAAACCUUUGACUGAUAAUCUAAUUAUGAACAUGUGGCAACAUGUUGCAAGAAAAAUGUGGAAUGAAAAUAAAAACCUAAAAUUUGGGGUUGAAGUCAGUCUGAAAAAAGGGGAGAUAUAUGAUUCAAAAUUGCCUUUAAUUGAUCCAAAAAUAGGAGUGAUCAACACUAGUGUGGAACAAAAGAGUGUAGAAAAGAAUAAUGACAAACCUGAAUCGUCAACAAAGACACGUGUUAAAUGGACACAAGAGUUGAAGAGAAAGUUUGCUAGUGCUAUAAUGGAACUCAAUGCCGAUAAGGCACAACCCAAUAAAAUUCUUGCAAGGAUGAAUGUGCCUGGGUUGACAAGAGAGCAUGUAGCUAGUCACUUACAGAGAGAAAUUGAAGAGAGGAGAUACAAAGAAACAAAAAAAACAGAACAGAACUGCAGAAACAAAAAGAGAAACCAAGAUUUCAAAUGGAUCUUCAGAAUUUGA